Messenger RNA from Ascochyta rabiei, 885 nucleotides. RefSeq lists its product as uncharacterized. Gene Ontology annotation, biological process: dolichol-linked oligosaccharide biosynthetic process; polyprenol catabolic process. Gene Ontology annotation, cellular component: endoplasmic reticulum. Gene Ontology annotation, molecular function: 3-oxo-5-alpha-steroid 4-dehydrogenase activity. NCBI's taxonomy places the organism in Eukaryota, Fungi, Ascomycota, Dothideomycetes, Pleosporales, Didymellaceae. The record is from RefSeq and is a predicted model, not a curated record. The coding region runs from base 1 to 885 and encodes 294 amino acids. The transcript has 2 exons.
AUGGCCUCGUCGGCGGUGAAGACGCUGCUCGACCUGUUCGACCUGCGCGACCCUCUGCCCACCCCACCAUGCCUCCUGCGCGCCUUCUACCUCGCUGCUUCUCUCCUUAUUGCUGUCAUACAGGCCGUUCCUGCCCUGCGCAGCCGCUUCCUGGCCUAUGGCUCCCGUGCGACGUCACCGUCCGGUCAGCCAUCAGCAGCACCGACCCAGGCCCCCCUCCUCAGCCAGCUCCUCGACUGCGCUGCAGCCAUUCAGGUCCCGCACAACUACUUCACCCAUUUCUACCUCCUCUCAGUGGCAUGCUCCCUCUUCUGGGCAUGGCGCCUGCAGCUGUGGUCUGCCAACCCCCAGCUGCAGAUCGUCUGGGCGCUCAUGCUUCUGCAAGGUGUCCGCCGUAUGCUUGAGUCCAACGCCUACACAUCAACGAGCAGGAGCACCAUGUCCUUCGCCCACUGGCUGCUCGGUCUCGUCUUCUACCUAACCAUCAAUGUCGCCGUCUGGAUAGAGCAUCCUGCUGGCAGUCUCACCCAUUGGGCUUCCACUGCGCUGCUCCCUGCCAUCAUCACGGCGCAUGUGCUCCAGCACUCGUACCACGCCUACCUGUAUCGUUUGCGCGCCGAGAACAAGGGCUACCAACUCCCACUGCACCCGCUCUUCUCCAACUUGCUGUGCCCCCACUACUCGUGCGAGACGGCCAUCUACCUUCUGCUCUCUUUUCUAGCGGCUCCUGAGGGCAGGGUGAUCAACUGGACGCUGUUCUGCGCCACCAUAUUCGUAGCUGUCAAUCUGGGCGUCACAGCGAUAGGCACCAAGGAGUGGUAUAUCGAGAAGUUCGGCAGAGACAAGGUAGGUCCGAGGAAGAGGAUGGUGCCCGGCAUCUGGUAG